Messenger RNA from Pipistrellus nathusii (Nathusius's pipistrelle), 1681 nucleotides. NCBI's taxonomy places the organism in Eukaryota, Metazoa, Chordata, Mammalia, Chiroptera, Vespertilionidae. The record is from the annotation of a GenBank genome assembly.
AUGGCGGACACCGUCUGGAACACAGACACCGGGGAGGCUGUGUAUCGCUCCCGGGACCCCGUGCGCAACCUGCGCCUCCGAGUCCACUUGCAAAGAAUCACAUCAAGCAACUUCCUCCAUUACCAGCCUGCUGCCCAGGAUGGGAAGGACCUCAUUGACUUGGCCACUUUCAGGCCUCACGCUACCGCCAGCGGACACCGCCCAGAUGAGGAUGAAGAGGAGGAGCUUGUGAUUGGGUGGCAGGAGAAGCUCUUUAGCCAGUUUGAAGUAGAUCUGUACCAAAAUGAAGCAGCCUGUCAGAGCCCUUUGGAUCAGCAGUACCGCCAAGACAUCCUGAAGCUGGAGGAUUCAGGGAGAAGGAAGAACCGACGGAUCUUUACCUACACCGACUGUGAUAGAUUCACCAAUUUGGAGGAGCACUGUCGGAAAAUGACCACAGCCAGGGAGGUGCCAUCAUUCUUGGUGGAGCGAAUGGCACACGUCAGGCGGCGGCGGCAGGACAGGCGAGGCAUGGAGGGCGGCAUCCUCAAGUCACGCAUUGUCAACUGGGAGCCCUCAGAAGAUUUCAUCAAGAGCCACCACGUCAUCAACACCCCUCUUCAGACGAUGUACAUCAUGGCAGACCUGGGGCCUUGUGGAAAGCUCGGCUAUAAGCAUUAUGAGCACGUCCUCUGCACUCUGAAGGUGGACAGCAAUGGUGUGAUCACAGUAAAACCUGACUUCACGGGCCUCAAAGGACCCUACAGAAUCGAGACCGAGGGGGAGAAGCAGGAACUGUGGAAGUAUACAAUCGACAAUGUGUCCUCCCUCGCACAGCCGGAGGAGGAGGAGCGGGAGCAGCGUGUGUUCAAGGAUCUCUAUGGCCGGCACAAGGAGUAUCUCAGCAGCCUCGUGGGCACUGACUUUGAGAUGACAGACCCCGGCGCCCUCCGGCUCUUUGUCAAUGGAGAGGUAGUUUCAGCCAAAGGCUAUGAGUAUGACAACCUCUAUGUCCACUUCUUUGUGGAAUUACCAACUACAAACUGGUCCAGCCCAGCGGCCCAGCAGCUCUCGGGAAUAACACAGACCUGCGCCACCAAGUCCCUGGGAAUGGACAAGGUGGCCUACUUCUCCUACCCGUUCUCAUUUGAGGCCUCCUUCCUCCACGAGGACGAGUCAGCCGAGGCUCUCCCGAAGUGGCCUGUGCUCUACUGCGAGGUCCUCUCGCUGGACUUCUGGCAGAGGUACCGCGUGGAAGGCUACGGGGCUGCGGUGUUGCCCGCCACCCCAGGCUCGCACACCCUGACCGUGUCCACCUGGCGACCCCUGGAGCUGGGCACGGUGGCUGAGCUGCGGAGGUUUUUCAUCGGCGGCUCUCUGGAGCUGGAGGACCUCUCCUAUGUGCGGGUUCCAGGGACCUUCAAGGGCGAGCGCCUGAGCCGCUUCGGGCUCCGCACAGAGACCACCGGUAGUGUCACCUUCCGCUUGCACUGUCUGCAGCAGUCCAGGGCCUUCAUGGAGUCCAGUGCUCUCCGGAGAAGGAUGCGGAGCGUGUUGGACCGUCUGGGAGGAUUUAGCCAGCAGAGUUCCAUUCACAACGUGCUGGAGGCUUUCCGCCGCGCCCGGCGCCGCAUGCAGGAGGCCCGGGAAAGCCUCCCCGAGGCAGGACCCCGGGAGCCCCUCGGGGACCAUGGUCUCCUAG